Musa acuminata AAA Group (dessert banana) is the source of this 624-nucleotide messenger RNA. RefSeq names its product actin-related protein 2/3 complex subunit 5A-like. Gene Ontology annotation, cellular component: Arp2/3 protein complex; actin cytoskeleton; cytoplasm. Gene Ontology annotation, biological process: regulation of actin filament polymerization; Arp2/3 complex-mediated actin nucleation. Gene Ontology annotation, molecular function: actin filament binding. The record is from RefSeq and is a predicted model, not a curated record. The coding region runs from base 122 to 526 and encodes 134 amino acids. Lineage: Eukaryota; Viridiplantae; Streptophyta; Magnoliopsida; Zingiberales; Musaceae. The transcript is spliced from 4 exons.
GACCGGUAGCCCGGUCCAAUACCGGACCGGUCCGAUCCUGACAACUGAUCCCCCUUCUGUCGGCUAUAAAGCUAGCGGUGGAGGCCGAGGCGGAGACGGCGACGGACGGUGGCGGUGACCAAUGGCGACGGUGGGCUUUCUGGAGGACGAGAACCUCGAGGCGAUCAUCACCCGGAUCGAGCACAAGUCCCGCAAGAUCGAAAGCUUGCUUAAGCAAUCUAAGCCGGUGGAGGCUCUGAAGACGGCGUUGGAGGGUUCACUCUUGAAAACCAAAGAUGAGAGGUGCAAGUCGGCGAAUUGGAUAGUGGUGCAUCGGGCGAUCAUGGCUAUCAAGGAUGUGGAUGCGAUGUUCUCUUCCUUGGAUCCCGAGUAUUACGACAUUCUCAUGAAGUAUUUAUAUAGAGGCUUAGCAACUGGAGAUCGACCUACUUGUGACCAGUGCCUCAAGAUCCAUGAGAAGCUGACAGAGAAAGCAGGGUUGGGUUGUAUUCUUCGCUCCUUAGCUGACACCAUUAAUACUGUGUAAGCUUCACACAAAAGCAGCAACCUUGUUCUUGUGACACUUCUUCACUUACCACAAAUGCGUGACAUUAGCAAAGUGCUGUAUUGAGUUCGUUUCCGACA